GGGAAGUGGGUAGUGGCCCUUUAAGAGAGUGUAGCUGGCUCCCAGUUGCCAUGGAGACAGCUGGAGACAGACCGGGUGGCAGGCAGCAGGCAGCAUGUCCUCCAAAGUUCAAUCCAAAGGCCCCAAGGCCAAGGAGCAGCCGGCCCCAGGCCCCGAGAGCCGGCCUCCCCCGGAGGCCAACGAUGGAGCCAUGCACUUCCUCAGCUCCCUCAGGCAGGAGGAGCUGCAGAUGCUGUUCUUCUCCGAGACGCUGGCCAUGGUCUCGAACACCGGGGAGCCUCAGGGGGAGCUGACCAUCGAGGUGCAGCGUGGGAAACACGAGGACAACAUGGGCACCAUGUCCCAGUGCGCCCUCGUGCACGCCUUCACCCGCGGCUUCGUGGACAAAAUACUCUGCGGAAACUCUCUCCUGGGCUACCUCACGUGGAACCUGGAGCUCAUGGAACAACACAGUCAGGAGUUCAUCAAGCUUCCCCUCCUCCCCAUGGAGCGGAAGACGAGCUUGCUGAAGCAGGGAGACCAGCUGGCCAUGACCAGGAGCAUCAAGGAGGGCGAGGAAGUGAGGAACGAAGUGGCCUUCUUCCCCUGGAGCUCCACCGCGGGCUUCAUCUCCCAGGCCGCCAACCUGCUGCUGCUGCGGGUGAUGGCCUGGAGGCGGACGGUGCCCCAGAAUGCCCGCUUCCUGGCCUUGGACAUGGAGGGCAAGCUCUGCCACUCCACUUACCAAGCCCUGGGCGCCCAGACCAUCCAGGUGGACCGGCAGCAGGCGGAGGCGUUCAUCGUGGAGCAGACCGUGCACUCGGACGGCAUCCCCUUCUCCUGCCAGUUCUACCUGCUCUCCGACGGGCACCUGGCCAAGCGGGUCCAGGUGGGCUCCCCCGGCUGCUGCGUCAUCACCAAGAUGCCCGUCCUGCGGGAGGAGGAUGUGAUCGAGCCCCGCCCGGUGUUUGAGAAGAAGCCGCUGGCGUGGGAGGAGGACAUCGAGCUGAACUCGAAGUUCCUGGAGCGGAAGGAGGAGCUGCGCCUCAGCCACACGCGGUACCUGCAGCAGCACCCGGACGGCCAGGCCAUCGUGGCGGACUUCCUGCUCUUCCUGCUGCUGCGCCGGCCGGACGACGUGGUCACCUUCGCGGCCGAGUUCUUCGGGCCGUUCUCCGCGCGCCGGCCGCCCGCGCCCGCGCUGCGCUCGUCCACCCCGCACAGCGCCUUCCGCCCCGGCCCCGCCGCGCCGCGCCCCGCGCCCCGCGCCCAGCGCCUCGGCCGCCGCCGCGACCCCGCCGCGCUGCUGGCGCUGCUGCGCUUCUGAGCCAGUAACCCAGGAAAUAACCCGAAUAAACACAACCCGAAUAAAUGAUAACCCGAAUAAACGACCCCGCCGCCCUGCUGCGCUUCUGACCCAAUAAUAA
This is a messenger RNA of Pipistrellus kuhlii (Kuhl's pipistrelle), 1406 nucleotides long. It is a transcript of the gene CATIP, whose product is annotated as ciliogenesis associated TTC17 interacting protein. Gene Ontology annotation, biological process: cilium organization; actin filament polymerization. The record is from RefSeq and is a predicted model, not a curated record. Bases 95 to 1306 code for a protein of 403 amino acids. Lineage: Eukaryota; Metazoa; Chordata; Mammalia; Chiroptera; Vespertilionidae. The transcript is spliced from 10 exons.